CAAACGUUAACUGUCCUAAACCUUUAAAAAAAAAAAAAAAAAAUGGCGUCAAGAGAAAAUACAGGAUUUUGAGUCUUGGUUACGCCAAAUGGGUCGUCCUUAUUCUGAAGAAGACCCCUCUCUUCUUCAACGCCCAUUACUAUAAAGAACCACACUUUCCCUCUCAAAUACCCACACCCUCCUUAACUCUCACCUCUUCUUUUAUAUAAUUCUUUCUAUCUAUAUCUCACCUCUUCUUGCUUCUUCUUCCUCUUCUUCUUCUUGUUUUAUGUUUUUAAAGUGUUGUGGCUAUAUUUCAGAAUUAACCUUCUGCAUGAGUUUGGAACUUAAAGAGCUAGAAUUGGGGCUCCAUUUUUGGGUUGAGACUUUCAAGAUCAGUUUUUGGGGAUAUAGAUCACAAUUUUCUUCUUCUUCUUCUUCUUCUUCUUCACCUGUGAGGUGCUUUUCAUAAGAUGGAGAAGCACAAUUUUGUCAAGAACGGUGUGCUCAGACUGCCUCCUGGAUUCAGAUUCCACCCAACAGAUGAGGAGCUUGUUGUUCAGUACCUGAAAAGAAAGGUGUUUGCUUGUCCCCUGCCCGCUUCUAUAAUUCCUGAAGUUGAUGUCUGCAAGUCUGAUCCUUGGGAUUUGCCAGGUGAUUUGGAGCAAGAGAGGUACUUUUUCAGCAUCAGGGAAGCUAAGUAUCCCAAUGGUAACCGAUCCAACAGAGCCACAAGUUCUGGGUACUGGAAGGCAACUGGUAUAGACAAGGAAAUUGUAACUUUCAAGGGAAACCAGCUUGUGGGGAUGAAGAAAACUCUAGUUUUUUACCAAGGAAAACCCCCCCAUGGAACCAGGACUGAUUGGAUUAUGCACGAAUACCGUCUAGUUACCACUGAACCUACUGUCUGCAAUUCCCCACAAAAGAAGAACACAAUCCAGAGCUCUUUGGUGCCUAUAGAAAAUUGGGUUCUUUGCCGUAUAUUUUUGAAGAAGAGAAGCGCCCAAAAUGAGGAGGAAAACCUUCAAUUUGGCAAAAAAAAUAUAGUGCGCAAGCUGAGGAACACAAAGCCUGUGUUCUAUGAUUUCCUGACAAAAGACAGGACUGAUUUGAAUAUUGCUCCUUCCUCCUCAUUCUCAGGGUCAAGUGGAAUCACAGAAGUUUCAUCAAAUGAAUCAGAUGAUCAUGAAGAAAGUAGUAGUUGCAACAAUUUUCCUUAUUUCAGAAGAAAACUAUAAGUAGAACUCUGCAAUCCUCUUUAGUUUUAGUCUUUAGUGAUCCCCCUCUUUGGGUUCCUGUAUCAGUAAAUUUGGCUUCUGGUUUCCAAAUCAGAAUAACCAAUCUAAGCAAUCUAAAAAAAGGCUUUGCUGUUAUCAGGAAUGGAUGUCCAGUGAUGGUUAUCUUGUACUCAAUCCAAGAAUUUCAAAGUUGGUGAAAUUACUUUCUUUUUUGAAACA
Molecule: messenger RNA, 1436 nt
Organism: Hevea brasiliensis (rubber tree)
Lineage: Eukaryota; Viridiplantae; Streptophyta; Magnoliopsida; Malpighiales; Euphorbiaceae
Product: NAC domain-containing protein 83
Exons: 3
Coding region: 453-1217 (254 amino acids)
Biological process (GO): regulation of DNA-templated transcription
Molecular function (GO): DNA binding
Source: RefSeq, a predicted model, not a curated record